Messenger RNA from Porites lobata, 6599 nucleotides. The record is from the annotation of a GenBank genome assembly. Lineage: Eukaryota; Metazoa; Cnidaria; Anthozoa; Scleractinia; Poritidae.
AUGUUGAUCGCAAAUAUGGCCAUGUCUGACCUGCUCUAUCCAAUAUUCUUUGUUCCUGCUCGUCUGGCAGAAUGGCACGCUGGCUCGUGGCUUAUUGGUGGUACCCUUGGUCAGGCCUUGUGCAAGAUACACAUUUUUCUUGUUGAUGUUUCCUCGUUAGUGUCGAUUCAGAGCCUUGUUCUGAUAACAGUGGAUCGAUUUGUAGCUGUUGUAGUUCCACUCCGUUCCCCUCUCGUAAGUAGAAAGCGGUGUCUAUUCUUCAUUGUCGCUACAUGGAUCGUCGCAAUGGCCGUUCAUUCGCCAUAUCUUGUUGCUUAUAAACUUGGUAAAUACCCAGAACGACUGAUGUGCGAAGAUCUGUGGCAGGAAGCCUUCGGAGGAAACACAUAUCCAAAUUACAUCCUAGCAGGUGCUAUCGUGUUUUUCUACAUUCCCUUUGUCCUCUUGGUGAUACUGUACUCCAACAUCCUGAUCAAGCUUAAAAACCAAGUCCAUCCAGGUGAGCAGUCAGCCAACGCUGAGCAACAGAGGACAAGAAGAAACAGAAACGUGCUUAAGAUGGCUAUUACUAUCGUGGUAGUGUUUUUCAUUUGCUGGAUACCCUUAGUUAGUAACACGAUAAUAGACAAUUUCAGUGCACCAGACAGUCUUAUUUUUUCUUCUUGUAGUUUUCAUCUAUACCUUACUGUCACCUUCUUUAUGGCUUACGCAAACUGUGCUAUUAACCCGAUUAUCUGUCUCACUCUUAGCAGUAACUACCGCCAAGCUCUUAAGAGACUUGUGAGUUGCUGUGCCGCCCAUGCAGUGGAACAUUAAUGUUUGAAGACUGAAAGCCGGGUCUGAAGAGAUUCAUUAAAAAAAAGAAGACCAAUAACAACUAAUAUUUUAUGUAAAAUAACAGCGAAAUCACGAAAGAAAUGCUUGUGAAUUAUGUUUUCGGCUGCAAAGUAAUCUGGAGCACGCCCUAACCCUAACUCUAGGAAGGGUGGAAAAUGUUAUUGUAUGAACGCAUUUUCAAAGUAUAAUUUUGCCGAAAAACGCCGAUCGAAGCCAGUAGAGCCGUUUUAUUAUUCUGUUCACUGAAACAGCUUCUGGAUGGUUUGCUGCAGAACCGGCAAGACAUCCAAAGAAAACGGUAUGAUAUUAGCAGAUCGACAUGCAAACUCUGAAACCUAAGUAAAGGAGCGCAGGCAGACUUAUUUCUACCACGAACCAAGACGAGGGACUUGAGCAUAGGUGAAAGAAGAGGCCAGUUAGCCACGGUCGUCCUACAUUGUAAAGACAACUGAUGUGUCUGAACUAAAGUGCCUUAGAGUAUACUCAGCUGAAGCGUUUAGAAAAAAAAUCAACAGUUACCGCUGGAAGUUAGUUGAUAACAACAAAGAAAGUCUUUCAACACAGAGAGGCAUACUAAAGUGUUCAGCCUACCCUUAGUUGUCAUCACCAGAAUCACCCCGAGCACCUGUCCAGUCACGUGCACCGGUGCCAUGUUACAAAUAUGGCGUGAAGAAACAUUUUUCUUUCUUUUUGCGAAUAAUAACUAGGGGAUGUUGGAAAAAUGGACUGCGUGACUGUCACGCUGUGAAAGUAAACUUUGUUCCUUUUGAUCUAGUUACUUAGUGAUAAAUUGUAAUGACGUGAUGUAGGUUUAGGAUUUUGAAACUAUAAUCAUCUUUGUAGCAUGGACAUUAAAUUGUGAAGUGAUUCGAGUCUGUAGGUCGUUUUAACGUGAAUAUUUUCUGGAAAAUCUCUUGUGUUAGAAGCAAUCGGAAGAUUCCUGACAGGGCAACUUCAAGGGAGAAAAUUGUGGUAUACCCUGACGCCGAGUGAGAAAUUAGUAGAUUUUUCGCUGUUUGUGCGAGGAACAAUUUAAAGACUUUUUCCUCUGUUUCAGCUGUAGCAUUUUCUACGGAAUGCUUCAUUUCCCUCGUUUAUAUGUUGCCUAUAGUCACCGACGAAGUCCGCCAUGUUUUAAUUUGUUAUUGUGUAAAACUUAAUGACAUUAAGAAGUGACGUCAGUAUUCCGUUUUAUUCCAAAUAUUCUGCUCAGCUGAUCUGUAUUUGGAAUAUCUGUUCCACUUAGUUUAGAACUGGAGUAACAGGUCAAUCGAACGGAUAUUCCGGAUCUUUCAAUUGUAUUCCUAUUGAGCUCAAACCAAGUUAGAAUCGCAUCGUGUUUCGGUUAUUUCUUAGAGCAUUAGAGACGUGUGAAACGAGCUUUGUUGAAAGAGACGUGCCACCAUAAAUAUCAAUAGUCGGAUAAUAAUUAUCCGCUUUUGUAUAAAUCGUAUGAAAACUAGCUAGAGAGACGUGUAUCUCGUUGUUUAACAUUCUGACUUCAGCUGUCUUAGCGUUAGGCAUUAAGCCAUAAUGACCUUACAUCUUCUUUUGCAUGCUGAUUCUGAGAUGUGAAAGACGAAUAAAUUUCAAAUUAAUACAAAACGUCAAAGGUUUAGUGAACAAAAUUCUAUUUGUUUAGUCACUGGCAUGAGCUUCGCUCUAGUAUUUAUGACCUGUGUGUGUACCUUAUAUCGCGGCAAAUAUGACCUCUUUGUCACGGUAUUUUAUUAAUUUGACGUCUCCAUUAUUGCAAAAAGCCCAGUGAGGGCGAGUCGACGAGUCUUAGAGCUCCUAGGGAAUUAAUUUCAAGGGCGAAUUCUGCAGUUGUUGACUACAUUUAUUGAAAUGGAAAAAUAGCAGAAAACAUAAUGUAAGCCAAAUCAAUGCAGUAUAAACAGUGUAUACCUUCCUUUCUGUGAUCUUGGAUAAUGUAAACCGAAAAGAAAUAAUAUGCAAAUAUAAGAAAAGGAAAGUGUUCAAGAACGGGGCGAGAGAACCCCUGGGAUGCUACUCUAAAAGAACCAGUUCCACGACUUAUUCGAACGCUUGUCUGUGAUUGGGCAAAAAAAUAUUUUUUGUGCCCAAUCAGAAGCCAAGCAUGUAUUGUGCUGCCUUCGUAACCUUCUUAUACGAAAGAGUUCACCUGCAAACUCGACUGUUUCCUCUCCGCCCCUGAAAAAAAUCAGUCUGGCUCGUGCGGGAGAGUUUCUUCGAGAAGAGGUUUCAGUGAAUUCAAAAUGAGCCCUUAAAGUCUACUCUACCAGUUUCAUUCGACCUUCUUGUAUCACUGAAGAGAAACAUUUAACAACAAAUUUACAAACUUUAAAGGCCGAAAAAAUGUCUCCUGCACGCGCCUGCAUGAGUAUGCCGAGCAGACGUAAACAAACACGCAGACGAUUUCGCAUGAACAAGCCUAGAAGUACCCUGGUAUUUACGAAUUGACCUUCGAGCAGUCCACAGGCGGAUUUCUUCAAUUGUUGCAUUUUUCGUUUUAUUUUGGUUUGGUAACAUGCUAAAUUAUGGGGUAAGAUUUCCGUAUAAUCCCAUACACUUAUUAUGCGUGCAUGUUUCCACUCUAUUCAUUUUCAUAAUUAUCAAGUAGUAUGAAAUUGCUACGUGCAUGAUAAUUGUAUGAGUUUACACUGAAAUUUUACCAAUUAUGGCUUUUCAGUGGGGCCUAUUUUUACUGAAAAAAAUUCUCCAAGAAAGCUCUCCUGCAGGAGCCAAACAUGCACGGCCAACAGUCGAGUUUGCAGGUGAACAUUACAAGCCUCAGCGUUCCGGAAGUUAAAAAAUGCGGCGCGCCUGGUUGUUUUGAAGUGACGUAAUCAUCCAGUUGAGUAUCUGUCAUCUUAACACUUUUGCGGUCAACUACCGCAGAGCUCGUAAAAGUACUUUAGGGACGGACCACUAGAAAAGUUAUGGGGGGUGUACUUCGUCCGUCCCCCAUAAGUUUUCUAAUGGUGCGGCCCUUAAUUAAAAUCGUGUUCAAACCACUGUGGAGGAAGUCUGUUUAUAAUUGUGUCGAUAAAUGCACUUCUGACUUUCAUGAGGUUCAAUUUUGAAUGAAUUAUCAAAAUUUUUGUUCAGCGAGAAGUCUACCUACGGUUCCCGGGAAAAGGAACUUUUAUAGUGGCGCAACACAAAUUUUUCGAAAGUCGAGGAGGUGCUGACAAACCAUUCACUAUAUCUAUGCGACUAAAGGAGGGUAUAAGGUAUAUAACACGUUUAGCAUUUCGACCCAUAGCCGAAAAAAAUAAAUUAGACAGUUGCCCUAUGUCCUUUCUGGUUUAUCUAGGUAGAAGUCCUGGCAUAUAAUUAUGCCCGAGCGCUUCUAGGAUAUAAAACACGUUUAGCAUUUCGACGCGAAAAAAAAAAAAAACAAUUGAAAGCUGUUCCAUAUCCUCUCUGGUUCAUCCAGGUAGAACUAGUCCUUGCAUGUUAUUCAUGCCUGACCGCUUCCAGGAUAUAUAACACGUUUAGCAUUUCGACCUGUAGAACAAAAAUUAGGCAGUUUUUCGACAUCCUUUCUGGUUCAUCCAGGUAGAAGUCCUUGCAUGAUAUUAUUAUGCCUGGUUGCUUCUAGGAUAUAUAACAUGUUAAGCAUUUCUUACCACACUUUCAUCCUCGUCGAUAAAACACAAGUUAUAGUCAAAUUAAGAGGCCGCUUUGAAUCGAUACGAUUUCAUUUGCAUUUCUCCAAAUUGUAGAGGGGCUGAAUAUUAGUUUGAAGAGUGCUUUGAACUGUAGUACAUGUUUAAUCAACAUAAACGAGAAGUGAUCUAAAAGCUGAAGGAGAAGUUUGUAUUUCUAAAUUUUUUCCUGACAUCAAGUUAGGGGCCGAAGAUUUAGGGAGAAAAAAGGGGGGAUUAAAAAAAGAAUGCAGACUCUCAGUAUGUCAGGGAAAAAGAAAAAAAUCUAUCGUGGGGCAACAUAUUCUUACACAAAGCAAUUUACCUAUACCCCUCCCCCCCCUCCUUACCCCCAAACGCCUCAAAAGUCAGCUAACUGGCCACUUAGUCAGCACAAAACGAAAAACAAAUAACAAGGACAAAAAUUAAAAAGCGCCAAAUUUUCAGGACCGGAGUCGGUUUCUUUGAGGUUCGCACAGUUUCUAGUAGUUAUAUUUGAAUGGAUUACGCGAAAAGGGAUUUUCUUGUCCUUUCAGGUAUUGUAUCAUUUUUAGUGUGUUUACACUGCUUCAAAAAUUGCUUAUUUCAAUAUAGAUAUUUCUUAUUUCUUGCUUACAAAUAUUUUCUAUCGAACCGGCCAAGUUUAUAUUUAGCCAAAUUCGAAAAUAGUAUAGAGAAUGUUGCUGACUAACACUUGCCCAUACAAUGCACUCUCGCUUUAUUAACUUGCUUUGUUACAUCAGUAUAAAAACGUUCACCGGAUUAAUCGAAAUUCGAUAUUUACUUUAGAACAUAGAAUGUUAUGAAAACGGUUGCAGUUUUAUGGAGUUUGUGUCAUUUUCGUGAUAGAGAAUCGGAAAGGAUAUAUUUUAGUAGACAUCAGAUUCCAGAAUAUGUAAAUACAAGAGGGCGGAUCAGAAUGAUAUGAUAUUGCUCUUAUACUGAAGGCGAAAGGGGGUAUAAUAUGUGGUGCGCACUUUCAAAAGUACAUUCACUUAUUAUUCCGCACUUAAAGGGGUCAUAAAAGUGUACUGUUUAAUGGUAUUAAAGUGUUCACUUCAAGAGUCCUAAAGUGAACACUUUAAAGGAGUCUUAAAGGGAACACUUUAAGGAUUAAGUUAUAGCAAACAUUAUGAUGAGAAGAUGGAAUCAUAAUGUCAUUUUAUUUCGAGGCAUUUCUCGUUUCUUAUCAGCAGUGUGCAGGCGGUGUUUCCCUGGCCAAUCAGGAGAUCGAAAAUGUUUAGUGCUGUAUAAAAGACUUGUUAUGUGUUUCGCGCGGCCCUUCCAACUAUUACCAUCAGCCUGUACUAGUGACAUCCCUUUGACGCUUAGUUGAAAAUUUUUCCCACCACCUCCCCAGUCUCCGACCUGCCACCGUCUACAUCCUCUUAUAGUUUUAUCGUCUUUAGUUUGUCGCAAGUAAUGGCUAAUUUGUGGCGGAUUUUUGUCCCCACCUUUCCUGAAGAGAUGUUAAUUAGUUAGUUUUAUCAUUGGUUUCAAUUAAAAACGUCACGCUUGUGGCCAUUUAUCCCAAACAGCUGAGAUUCUUGCUCAAUACGUGUAUGCAAAGCUGAUGGGUAUUAAAAUCAUGUCAGCUUAAAGACGACUUCCAUAUUUGCGAAGCACUGUUGAAAAGGAGCUUUCUUUGGAAGUAUGUUACUGAGCUUUACUUUAAGUAUGCAAACGCAGACGUAUUAUUGGUCGUUAGGUUAAAGCCUUAUACACACCUAUAGAGAAACGUUCAACAUGAACACAACAGCAGGUGUAUCAAGUUCCCAAAGCUUCCCCAGUCUGAUAAACCCGGUAGCAGAAAAACUUGAGAAAACAGUUGCUUACACUCCGAUCGCUGUUCUUGCUUUGGGGGGAAAUUCUCUCAUCGGAAUAAUUGUCUGGAAAACUCCAACUUUAAGAAAACCAAUUAACCCAUUGAUCGUGAACAAGGCCAUGUCAGACUUGUUUUAUCCAAUAUUCCUGCUUCCUGUUCGACUGGCGGAAUUGCACGUUGGCUCGUGCCUUAUUGGUGGUGCCCUUGGUCAGGCCUUGGGCAAGCUACACGUUUUCCUUGUAGAUGUCUCAUCGUUUGUAUCGAUUCAGAGCCUGAUUCUGAUAACAGUGGAUGGAUUCUGA